Maylandia zebra (zebra mbuna) is the source of this 4061-nucleotide messenger RNA. The record is from RefSeq and is a predicted model, not a curated record. Lineage: Eukaryota; Metazoa; Chordata; Actinopteri; Cichliformes; Cichlidae.
CAAUCAAAGCAUCCCCCCCGUCCCUCGUGACAUCGUCACACAGAGUGUUGGAAAUCUGUAUAAUCUGAGUGGCUCAGGCUUCGUGUUCUCGCAGCGCUGGAGAAAAGAAGCGCCUGAAAAAUAAAAAGUUAAAAGAACGCGUAAAGCGUGCGUAACGGCGCGCGGCAUGGGGAGUUUCACUCACUGCUGCUUUUGUUUUUCUUUCGUUCUAAACUCAUUUCACAGAAACAUCAGCACAGCAGCCCUCCCUCCUUGCAGUCGACGCACCUCCUUCCUGCCCUCCUCCUGAGGUAUAAAGGAGGUGGGACGACAGCUGCGGUCCAGAGUUCAGCGCGGAGCGGAUUAAACUUUGUUUCAGUUCGGGUUGCACACCGCGGACACUGCCCGCUCUUUCUGGAGGUUUUUCUUCGUCUCUCCGUUUGAUUUUGGAUCCUUUGGACUUUACGCACUGGACCUGUGGACGCGCCAUGGCACGCUCGCUGCUGCCGUGUCUCCUGCUGCUCGCCUUGGCACAGACGGCUCUUACCGCCGGAGUUUUCGAGCUCAAGAUCGACUCCUUCACCAGCUCCAGCGGCAUCUGUGGCCAAAAGUCUGAGGACUGCCUGAUUUUUUUCCGCGUGUGCCUCAAACACUCGCAGAACGUUAUUAAGCCGGAGCCGCCGUGCACGUACGGCGAAGCGUUCACGGAUGUCUUCGACGCCGACUCCAACUCCAUCUCCGAGAGAGAGCCCAUAAGAGUGCAGUUUCAAUUCAAGUGGCCGGGGACGUUCUCUCUGAUCAUUGAAGCCUGGAAGGCGGACGCUCCAGGACGGUCCAUAGAGAAUCCGAACAACCUGAUCAGCCGGCUGGCCACCCGCCACAAGCUGAGGGUUGGAGAGGACUGGACCAAGGGCGAGAACACCAGCAACCAGAGUGAGCUCCACUACUCCUACCACGUCGUGUGCAAGGAGUUCUACCACGGGGAGGCCUGCUCCGCCUACUGCCGGCCACGCAACGACACCUUCGGCCACUACACCUGUGACAAGGAAGGGAAGAUUAACUGCCUGGAGGGCUGGAAAGGAGAGUAUUGCACAGUGGCCAUCUGUGCAGGGUGCAGCGAGCAGCAUGGUUUCUGCAAGUCUCCCCGGGAGUGCGUGUGCCAGCAGGGCUGGCAGGGCAAGAGCUGCGACGAGUGCGUCCGACACCCCGGCUGCAAACACGGGACCUGUAAGCUGCCCUGGCAGUGCGACUGCAGGGAGGGCUGGGGCGGCCUGUACUGCGACCAAGACCUGAAUUACUGCACCAACCACAAGCCGUGCCAGAACGGCGCCUCCUGCACCAACACCGGCGAGGGCAGCUAUACGUGCGCCUGCCGGCCCGGCUACACCGGCAAAGACUGCGAGGUCGAAGUCAACGAGUGCGGCAGCAACCCCUGCAGGAACGGCGGCAGCUGCAACGACUCGGAGAACGAUUACUCCUGCACGUGCCCUCAGGGUUUCUACGGGAAGAGCUGCGAGAUCAGCGCCAUGAGGUGCGCUGACGGGCCGUGCUUUAAUGGAGGCACUUGCAUACAGGAAGACACCGGCGGGUACACCUACCGCUGCCCGUCCAACUUCACAGGCUCCAACUGUGAGAAGAGGAUGGAUCGAUGCAGCAGCAGCAGCCCCUGCACUAACGGUGCUCAGUGUUUUGACGUUGGCAGCAUCGUCAUGUGUCGCUGUCAGCCAGGCUUCACCGGCUCUCGCUGCGAGACCAACAUCGACGACUGUGCCAGCAAUCCCUGCAGGAACGGCGGCACCUGCUUCGACAGAAUCAACAACUACAGCUGCACGUGCACCCUCGGCUUCUCCGGCAAGGACUGCACGGUGCACGCCAGCCUCUGCGACCAGUUCCCGUGCGAAAACGGCGGCACGUGUUUCACCCACUUCACCGGCCCCGUGUGCCAGUGCCCGCGAAACUUCAUGGGCACGCGCUGCGAACACUCUCUCAAGCCAACUGUGAAACCGGCCGCGAAUGGAGACCCUCCAGCGGCCAUGAUUGCCGCUAUUGCUCUGGGAAUAGUGACAUUUUCCCUGCUGGUGUGCGCCGCCAUCUUCGUUCUGCGCCACCUGUACCGGGGCAGGGAGCUGAGAGCCCUUUCCACGUCAGUAAAAAACGACCUGGAGACGGUGAACAACCGCAAUGCGGUGAUUGGCGGAGGGGCGCCCAAGAACGGGAGCUUACCUGGAGCGACUCUGGGCAGCCUGAAGGAGAAAGAGGCCUUCCUCCUCCCGGGAGCUCAUCUUAAAAUGUCCAAUAAGGAUGUAGCGCUGGUGGACAAGGGCAGCGACAACGUGGCCAUGUUUAAAAACAAAAUGGCAGAUUACAACCUGGCAAAGGAGGAGCAGCACCUGGACAAGAACAAGUAUGACCUUAAGAAAUGCGAGCCGUCCGUCAUCGUCCCUCCUCUCAGUUUUGCAAAGGACAGUCUGUAUCACUCAGUGUUCAUCAUCCCAGACCAGCUGGAGCAGUGUGUGUUUGCUACUGAGGUCCGGACUGGUCCCAGUGCCUCCAGGUGGAAGAGGUUAAAAACACUUAUUAAUAUUUCUUCUAACGUUGUGCUUCAUGAAUGAUGUUCAUGGCGCAGUGCAGUGAUGCCGUACGCUGAUGACUAACCGCUGCUUCUCUGUCUCGUUCUCAGGUAUAACCUGAGAUUUUUCAGACCACCAGCAAAGGAUCUUUUCUGCUGAGGGCCUGAAAGUGUUUUGUCCAGAACAGUAUACCCAGAGGAUCUAUUCUACACACAGUUUUUUAAUUUAAUAUUUAUUACUGCUGCUCAAUGGAGAGACUUCUGUUGUUUUAGUCUGCUUGGAUACUGUCAAUGUUCGGAUGGCAAUGAGAAGACGAGGGAGGAAAGACUGAACGUCUGGCAUCAUUUGCACUAUUCAUUCUUUAAAUCUUGCCCUGACUUUCUGUCUCUGCACUCUUUCUUAAUCUUCUUUGGAUCCACGAUCGAAACGAUCGAAGCGAGAAUUGUCCGCCUCUCACACAGACGGGUGCCUUAGCUAUGCUCCCUAAUUUCGCAAUCAUCAGAGGACCUGCUCGCAGAAAUGGGAGGCAAACCUCUUUCUUUUAGGUCAAACAGCCGUACCUUUCCACAGAUCAUGUAUCUGUGACCUGGGCUGGAUAGUUUGUGACAACGAUUCUGUCGUCCACCUUCAAUCGCCGUUCAAUUUUUCCUCGUCACAUUGUGGCCUGUUCAGUAUGAAAAAUAUCCGCCUUACAAUCACCAAACCUGCAGAAUCCAAAGUGCCUCUGUCCCUAAAAACAUCAAAAAGACUUGAAGCCAGCAAUCAGAGUGAGAACGUCACUGUCUGAUGUUCUCCCAGAAGACUGGACGAGUUUUAUUAUGGUUUUUAAUGGUAAGUUCAAAUCCUGCGCUGAGCCUGUCAGUCCACCCGUCUCUGAGCCCCAGUUGUAUCUCCAGCCUUCAGCCCUGGAUAUUAAUCGCUGUGUAAAUGAUGUUUCAGGUGAACUGGGGGGGUGCUUUGUUCCCCUAAUAACAAUCAGCUGUUUCCUGCCUUUCCGCCUUGUGAAUUGAAAGAUAAUCAAAGUCGAACCGUUGGGCUGGAUUCAUCGUACGGGUCCAUUUGUUCCCAGCUGAAUUUUAUAUUUCUAUUAAUCAAAAACUUCAAAGCUGCCUUCAUGAAACCGCUGCAGACCCAGUUCAGUCGGUCUGACAAUAAAAACGCCGCUGACGGGUUUUUUUGCUUUUAUAUAAGAAAAAAAAGAAAACGUUUUUUAUCAGUGAAGGACUCCAAAGAGCUUUUAUUCCUUUGUUUUUUUUAAUAAUCCAUUUGAUACCAAAAAUACGUGUUGUUCUUGUGUAGACGUGUCUUUGUAUUAUCUUCAUUAAUUUAAGAGAACAAUGCAAUGUGUACAUACCUCCCAGAAGAACGUUUUCCUAUUUAAUUUUGCUCGUUGUAAAUAAUUUUGUAUUUAUGAAAGAGAAUUGUACAUAUGUCUACGUUAAUGUGCCCAAUGUCUCCAUCAGAAUCAACAAAUAUAUAUUUUUCUUAAAUAAAUUAGAAAAAUAAUAUUAA